AUGGUCAGCGGCCUGUGGCGCGGUGCGGGCGGGACCGUCAUCCUGGCCCUGGCCAUCUGGCUCCUGCUGGCCUUCAUCGUUGUCGUUCUCCUGUCCGUCAACGCGAUCAACACGGGCAUCGGCUUCGUGGCCAACUACCUGACGCAGUCGAUGGUGGAGAAGGAGCCGGACGACUUCUACAGGUGGCUCUCGAUCUACGCGAGCUGCUUCGUCUUCGCGCUGCCUGUGCUGACGCUUCAGUACUUCGUGAAGGCCAAGCUGGGGAUUCUCUGGCGGGAGUGGCUCACGUCAAGCCUGAUGGCUGGGUGGAUGUCGAACAGGGCGUAUUACGUGCUCAAUGCGAACGAUGAGGAGGCUGGGCAAGAGGGCGUGGACAACCCCGACCAGCGUAUCGCAGAGGAUGUCGACACUUUCACCACCAUGACACUCGAAUACCUGAUCGGCACGAUCGACUCCCUGAUGAUGUUCGGCAUGAACAUUCUCGUGCUGUGGAACAUCAGUCAUACACUCACGAUUGUCUUGCUGUCCUGGUCAGUAGGAAUGACUGCCGUUAUUCUUUUCCUGAGCAAGAACCUCGUGCGUGUCAACUAUCGCCAGCUCAAGUUCCAGGCAGACUUCCGGUAUGGACUGGUGCACGUGCGCGACAAUGCCGAGUCGAUCGCUUUCUACAGCGGCGAGGCCUCUGAAAGAGCCGAGAUGAGCAACCGCCUCGGCCAAGUGGUUGGGAACUAUAACAAACUCAUCAUAUGGACUGUAGGGAUAUCCGUGGUUAAGAGGAUGUACAGCUACGGCAAUGUGUUUGUACCGUACCUUGUCAUGGGUCCCUUAGUGCUCUCGGGGAAGUUGACGUACGGGGAUUUCUCGCAGGCGAACUUCACGUUCCGCAUGGUGGAGGACGCGCUGUCCUUCAUCGCGACGAGCAUCAACGAGAUGACUGCCUGGGUCGCGGGCAUUACCCGCCUGGAGGAGUUCCAGACCGCGGUCGGGCAGGUCGCGGCGGACGGCGAGGGCAAGGACGAGGACCGCCCGGCGCGAUCGGUGCGCCCCGCAUCGGCGAGCGGCGAGGGGGCGGCGGUGCUGGUGCACGGCGCAGAGCUGCGCACGCCUGGGACAGGCCAGCUGCUGAUCAGCGGCCUGAGCUUCAGCCUCCAGCGCGAGGAGCGCCUGCUGGUCGUGGGCCCCUCGGGCUGCGGCAAGACGUCGCUCCUGCGCAUGGUCUGCGGCCUCUGGCGGCCGGCGGCCGGCACGCUGGAGGCGCCGCCGGUGGGGGAGCUGCUCUUCGUGCCCCAGAAGCCGUACAUGGUCCUGGGCAGCCUGCGGGAGCAGCUCGCGUACCCCCUGGGCGAGGGCUCCUUCAGCGACGACCAGCUGCGGCGGGCGCUCCAGGAGGCCUGCCUCGGCCACUUCGUGGAGCGCUACCCGGACCUGGGAGUCAAGCAGGACUGGGCGCGGCUGAUGUCCCUGGGGGAGCAGCAGCGCGUGUCCUUUGCCCGCGUCCUGCUCAACGCGCCCAGCGUCGUGGUCUUGGACGAGGCCUCCAGCGGCCUCGACGUGGCCACAGAGCGCAAGCUCUACGACCUGCUGACCAAGCGGGGCAUCAGCUUCAUCAGCGUGGGUCACCGGCCGACCCUGAAGAGCUUCCACACCUGGGUGCUCGAGCUGCAGGGCCCGCCCACCGGCGGGUGGCAGCUGGUCCCAGCGGCCAGCUACGAGUUCAGCGCAUGA
Molecule: messenger RNA, 1725 nt
Organism: Prorocentrum cordatum
Lineage: Eukaryota; Dinophyceae; Prorocentrales; Prorocentraceae
Source: the annotation of a GenBank genome assembly